AAGAAGCGGCUGACGCUCGCUGCCCUCCUCUACCUCCUCUUCAUGACGGGGGAGCUCAUAGGUGGAUAUGUUGCUAACAGUCUAGCAAUUAUGACAGAUGCACUUCAUAUGUUAACUGACCUUAGUGGUAUUAUUUUGACCCUGCUUGCUCUCUGGCUGUCUGCAAAAUCUCCCACAAAGAGGUUCACUUUUGGAUUUCAUCGCUUUGAAGUAUUGUCAGCCAUCAUUAGUGUAUUGCUGGUCUACAUCCUUAUGGCAUUCCUCUUGUAUGAAGCUGUUCAAAGAACCAUUCAUAUGGACUAUGAAAUAAAUGGCGAUAUCAUGCUGAUUACAGCAGCCGUUGGUGUUGCAGUUAACCUAAUAAUGGGUUUUUUGCUGAAUCAAUCUGGCCACCUUCACUGCCACUCCCAUUCCCACCCUCACUCUCACGUACCUCAGCCGACCUCUCCUACCGCAGCCCACAGCAGUGGCCAUGGACACAGCAGCCUUGCUGUGAGAGCAGCGUUUGUCCAUGCCCUCGGGGACCUGGUGCAGAGUAUUGGUGUGCUCAUAGCUGCAUACAUCAUACGCUUUAAGCCAGAAUACAAGAUUGCUGAUCCGAUAUGUACAUACGUAUUCUCCAUACUGGUGGUUUUGACAACAGUUCGAAUUCUGUGUGACACAGGAUUGAUUAUUCUGGAAGGAGCUCCAAGACAUUUAAAUAUGGAUCGCAUUAAGGAAGAUUUGAUGCAAAUUGAAGAUGUUUAUUCUAUAGAAGAUUUAAAUGUUUGGUCUCUCACUGCAGGAAAAACAACUGCCAUAGUCCACCUGCAACUAGUUCCUGGUAGUUCAUCUAAGUGGGAGGAGGUUCAGUCCAAGGCCCGACAAGUGCUGCUGAACACGUUUGGGAUGUACAAGUGCUCUGUCCAGCUUCAGAGUUACAAACAGGAAAUAAGCAAAACCUGCGCAAGUUGUCAGAGUUCCAGUGCCUAAUUUAAGAUGUUUUGG
Messenger RNA from Mesitornis unicolor (brown roatelo), 987 nucleotides. RefSeq names its product solute carrier family 30 (zinc transporter), member 4 (gene SLC30A4). The annotation marks the transcript as partial. NCBI's taxonomy places the organism in Eukaryota, Metazoa, Chordata, Aves, Mesitornithiformes, Mesitornithidae. Gene Ontology annotation, biological process: response to zinc ion; zinc ion transmembrane transport. The transcript is spliced from 7 exons. The record is from RefSeq and is a predicted model, not a curated record. Gene Ontology annotation, molecular function: zinc ion transmembrane transporter activity. Gene Ontology annotation, cellular component: plasma membrane.